Molecule: messenger RNA, 2405 nt
Organism: Abrus precatorius (Indian licorice)
Lineage: Eukaryota; Viridiplantae; Streptophyta; Magnoliopsida; Fabales; Fabaceae
Product: plant UBX domain-containing protein 8-like
Exons: 10
Coding region: 221-1960 (579 amino acids)
Molecular function (GO): ubiquitin binding
Source: RefSeq, a predicted model, not a curated record
CCCUGACCAGAAGAAACUCUCUCUAAAAGCUUUUCUCUCUCUGUGUGCAGACCCACCGCUAUUGAUUUGAUAUUUCGCACAUACUUAUAACCCUUUUACUUUUCUGUUUACGGGAACAAAUACCAAAUCUUUUUUUUUUCUUUGUUUUAUCAAACAAAAAAAGGAAAAAGAAGCAUUGAAUUUUGCAGUUGAGUUUCUGUUCCAUACAAUUUCGAUUUCAAUGGCCAGGCCUAAUCAGGAGGCAGUGGAGACCUUCGUCAGCAUCACCGGCUUACCUGAAGCAACAGCACUGCAAAAACUCGAGGAGCAUGGUGGUAAUCUCAAUGAAGCCGUCAAUGCACAUUUUAGUGAAGGAGACAGAAACCUAAUGACUGGCUCAGCAGCAUUUACUCAAGAUGAUUUCAUGGAUAUAGAUGAUCAACUUGAUGCUGAACUUAACAGACCUCCAUCACUUUCAGCUUCGGCAGCAGAUAUCAAUCCCUUUUCUCUUCUUGAUUCAACAAUUGGGAGAGGUAUACUUGGUACUAAUCUUGAUUCAACAGUCCAGGCACCAUUUGUUACACAUCCAAGAGAGGUAAGGGAGAUUCCUAUAGAAGUUAAGGAUGGUGAACAAUCCACUCCUCAAGCUGGCCAUGUUCCGACCAUUGAAGAUGUCACUGGAACUGUUGAGGCCCAUGGUCCAGAUAUCCAUGGGACUGUCAUAGUAAAUGAUGAAGAUGAUGAUGAUACUCUACCUGCCCAGAUUGCACGUCAGGAUGAGCCAAAGCACAAUAUCAUGGCUGAUACCUCACACUUUAGCAGUGCUAGACCUAGUGCACCUGAAUCUGAGAAUUUGCCAGAUUAUAGCAAUGACAUAGAAGAAGAAAUGAUCCGUGCAGCCAUUGAGGCUUCUAAACGGGAGGCUGAGGAAAAUUACAGAAAUCACAAACCUAGCCGACAAAUUGACUCAAGUGAAUCAGAACCACAACCAAGGCAAUCUUAUUUGGAGGAUUCUGAGCUUGCCCGUGCAGUUUCAUUGUCCCUGAAGACUGCUGAGCAAGAAAAAGCAUUGCGUGUACAAGGGGGAGAUUUAGAAGCACCAACAGCAGGGACAUCUAAGUCAUCAGAGGCUGAACUAGGGGAAGGGGCAUCAAAUGGAAGAUUGCAGGCAGGAAGCUUAUCCUUUCAUGAUGAAGCUGAAGAUGUAGAGGAGCAGCCGCUGGUUAGGAACAGAUCUAGACAUAUUUCAUCAGGACCCACAGGAUUGGGCAAUGAUGCUGAAUUUAUUGAGGGCAGCACGCUGCCAAGCACAGCAGCACAGGAUAGCAGUAAUCCCCAGCAUAAUGGAAAUUCCUUCCCCUCUGAUGAGUGGGGUGGCAUUUCUUCAGAGGAGCAUGAUGAAGCAGUAAUGCUUGAGGCUGCAAUGUUUGGUGGAAUCCCAGAAGGAAGUGGAUACCAGUAUGCUUAUGCACCACACGAGUUCAUGCAGAAUAGAGGUUUCAAUCCUCAGCCCACAUAUCGCCCAUAUCGCCCACCUUCACCGUCACUGGCAGCUCAACGAUUAAUAAGGGAACAACAGGAUGAUGAAUAUCUUGCUUCAUUACAAGCAGACAGAGAAAAAGAAUUGAAGGCCUUGGAGGAAGCUGAGGCUGCUCGUGAAGAGGAAAGGCGGAGAGCAGAAGAAUCUCGCAGGAAAUUACAGGAAGAGCAGGAAUUGGAGACACAGUUAGCAGCCAAAGAAGUCUCUCUACCACCAGAACCAUCCUCAGAUGAUGACACUGCUGUGACCUUGCUGGUAAAAAUGCCAGAUGGCAGCCGCCGCGGACGCCGAUUCUUAAGAUCUGAUAAGCUACAGUGUCUUUUCGACUUCAUAGAUAUUGGUAGGAUGGUGAAACCAGGGAGUUACAGACUGGUGAGAAACCUCACAGCCUUCCAGUCUUGUUAUUCUUUUUCUUAUUUAUUGAUACUAAUUAUUCAUUGAAAUGGUUAAUUUCUGCCUCACAUUUUCAAUAUGACUGUUUCUCUUGAUGUGAUUCUUGGGACAGGUGAGACCAUAUCCUAGGCGUGCUUUUAGUGAUGGAGAAAGUGCUGCGACACUGGAUGAACUUGGCCUAACCAACAAGCAAGAAGCUUUGUUUUUGGAGUUAAUCUGAUGCCUUGAUGCAAUUUGCUAGAAAACAAGCUAUUGAAGUUUUUAGUUAAUUAAAAUUAAAAUAUGGAUCGCAAUACACACACGGAUGUGGCAUUUUAAUUGGGUUUGUGCUGUUUGGAUGAUGCAAUUUAUAAAUUUACAGAUCUAUAAGAUCAACAUGAAGGACAUGAUCAUCAGUUCUUACUUGUGAUUACCCAAAUCUUUAUGUGGAUUGUUUUGUAUAUUAUACAAUAGCAUAGGCAUAUGAUUGAAAUAAUUCAUGAUUAAUGAAAAU